AGACGCUGCCCGUUGCCGUGGUUACAACCAGGAAGUGACAGCGGCUUCUGUGUUUGUUUGUUUACAUUUAUCUGUGUUUGUUUACAUUUAUCUGUGUUUACCGCCGAGCUGUGCAGACUGCGGCUGCUCUCCGACAAACAGCAAAGAUGAGUGACAGCGCUGACGACAUCAAACCUGUGAGCUGCACCAUCAAACCUCCGGUCUACCUGCAGAUCGGAGACACCAAGACGGACCCGUCCCACUCCGGUGUUUGUGUCGUGGAUGUCACCCUCCCCUUUGGAAAGCCCGUCAACAUUGAGGAAAUCACCUUUAAGAACUACUACACUGCCUAUGUGACUGUGCGUCUGUUGAGGAGGAGCCCCGGGCAGGAGGUCCCUGCUAAGUGGAGCACCACCCUGAGAGACCUGCCGCUGAUGGACAACCCCCACACCGAGGGAGGCUCUCAGGACUACUUCUCCAUUCACAGGACGCAGAUGCAGGUGGAGCCGGAUCACGUGGUGUCUGUUAGACUGAUCCUGAGACAGCCGUCCUUUGCCUGGCUCACCUUCAGCCUGGAGGACAUCAGAAUAUUCCCUCACAUGGAGCCGGACCCAGAGAAGGAGGUUUCUGAUUGGCUGUCUGACCUGACCCUGGUCGAUCAACACCCUGACCUGGAGGGCCUCCCAGACCCCCAGACCGUGUCCUCCAGCAUCCAGCAGAUGUGGGCUCUGACUGAGGUGAUGCAGACCAACCAGACCACCGCCUCCAUCGGACGAUUUGACGUGGACGGAUGCUACGAUAUCAACUUGCUCUCGCUGACGUAACGUCUCUUCGUGGAGGACUCGAGGAGCAUAAAGGCCUGUAAAAAUGUUUAUUGUCUGCUUUGAGAAGAGCUGCGAAGAAAAACAAAGAACUAUUAUGUAUUUGUUGCCUUUUUUACUUUAAUUAAUUUAUUUUAACAUUAAUGUAUGGAAGCCCUGAGAGGCAAGUGAGGAAAACCAAUCUUGUUUUUCUCCACUUUCUGAGUUAGUUUUCUCUUCUGAGUUUAUGAGUCAACCUGAAAGUUUUAAUUCCACUAAACAAAGUAGAUAUAAUGUGUUCACACUGUAUUUUAUCCACUGUUGUAUUUUAAUAAGUGUUAAUCUGCUGUUCACCUGGAAGAAAAACAUAAAUUAUUUUAAACCUUAAACACAUUUAGCACUUUAUUAUAUUCAGAAAAAAUACCGAAACUUUUUUUCACAUUUUCACGGAUGAAAAAAAUUAAGUUCUUAUAAACACAGGAGAGAAAACUACACUUAAUAUAAAUUAAAAAUAUUAAAAUAACAGUCUCACUUGCCAUUCAAGGCCUCCGUACUAAUGAGAACUAUCAUGAUUUAAUUUAUUUAACUUUAUUUUAAAGCUUGUAAGUUUCAUUUUAAAGGAAAAUCCUGUCAAUAAAAACACAGUAUUAACUUCA
This is a messenger RNA of Dicentrarchus labrax (European seabass), 1435 nucleotides long. It is a transcript of the gene nicn1, whose product is annotated as nicolin 1. Lineage: Eukaryota; Metazoa; Chordata; Actinopteri; Moronidae. The record is from RefSeq and is a predicted model, not a curated record. The transcript has 7 exons. The coding region runs from base 147 to 803 and encodes 218 amino acids. Gene Ontology annotation, cellular component: nucleoplasm.